This is a messenger RNA of Notodromas monacha, 2659 nucleotides long. The record is from the annotation of a GenBank genome assembly. NCBI's taxonomy places the organism in Eukaryota, Metazoa, Arthropoda, Ostracoda, Podocopida, Cyprididae.
GAGCAGCGUUGGGUGUGGGAAGUGGACAACGGGGACGACGGGAAGGCGGAAUUGCCGAUGGACGUGGACGAGGAGAUCCGGUUCCGGGUCACGGCGGAAACGUUUCACGACACGUCUCCUUCCGGUCCUUCCUCUGCUCCCAAUAAUUCUGCGUCUGAAGAGAAUGAGGAAGUUGUCGGGAAGAAGUUGACACUCGGGUUCUUUGACGACAUCCGCAUCCCGGCGGCCAUGUUGCAACACCCGUCCAGGUUCGACGAGAAGGAGCAGCGUUGGGUGUGGGAAGUGGACAACGGGGACGACGGGAAGGCGGAAUUGCCGAUGGACGUGGACGAGGAGAUCCGGUUCCGGGUCACGGCGGAAACGUUUCACGACACGUCUCCUUCCGGUCCUUCCUCUGCUCCCAAUAAUUCUGCGUCUGAAGAGAAUGAGGAAGUUGUCGGGAAGAAGUGUCCAUAUGCGAUUACCGCAACAGUGCCAAUAUCUUCGAUCCUCAAGGAGAAAACAGCCGAGGUGGAGAAGAAGAAGUCCAGGGAAGACUGGCGUAAAGCGAAAGAGCUCGAAGAAGCCCGGAAGGGACUGACGGUGACGAAAUUUCGAAAAGGAGCCUGCGAAAACUGCGGAGCCAUGACACAUCAGCGGAAAGAUUGCCUAGAGCGCCCCAGGAAAGUCGCUGCAAAAUUUGGCAGUGGGAAAAUAGCCGCUGAUGAAGCCGUGCAGCCGAACCUGGACUUGGAUUUUGAGGCAAAACGCGAUCGUUGGAACGGCUAUGAUCCCAGCGAACACUCCAAGGUUCUGCAAGACUUUGCAGACGUGGAAGAAAUGAAACGUCGUCUCAAGGCCGAAAAGUUGAAGAAAGAAAUGCUCGAAGGGAACGAAGCAGGUACAGCUCCAGCAGCGGUUGAUGAAGAAGGAAGAGACAUCAACCCGCACAUCCCGCAGUACAUUUCUGCUGCCCCUUGGUAUUUUGGAUCCAAAGGACCGACUUUGAAGCAUCAACGGCCUCAACCCGAAAAGAUCAAGGAAGCCAGUCGUUUGGAUGAAUGGUACAAGAGAGGCGCAGUCGGACUGACGGUGACGAAAUUUCGAAAAGGAGCUUGCGAAAACUGCGGAGCCAUGACGCAUCAGCGGAAAGAUUGCCUGGAGCGCCCCAGGAAAGUCGCUGCAAAAUUUGGCAGUGGGAAAAUAGCCGCUGAUGAAGCCGUGCAGCCCAACUUGGACUUGGAUUUUGAGGCAAAACGCGAUCGUUGGAACGGCUAUGAUCCCAGCGAACACUCCAAGGUUCUGCAAGACUUUGCAGACGUGGAAGAAAUGAAACGUCGUCUCAAGGCCGAAAAGUUGAAGAAAGAAAUGCUCGAAGGGAACGAACCCGAAUCGGACGAAGAUGACGGCGAUGAUGACAAGUAUGUAGACGACGUGGACAUGCCUGGCACGAAAGUCGAUUCCAAGCAGCGGAUCACGGUUCGUAACUUGAGAAUCCGAGAAGAUACUGCCAAGUAUCUGAGGAAUCUGGACCCGAAUUCCGCCUACUAUGACCCGAAGACCCGUUCCAUGCGUGACAACCCCUACAAAGAAGGGGCCACUGACCCCGUGAAGGUGGACUAUGCCGGAGAGAACUUCGUCCGUUUCUCUGGCGACACGUUGGAACACGCCAAGUCGCAAUUGUUCGCCUGGGAAGCCCAUGAAAAGGGCGUCGACGUGCACAAUUUGGCGGAUCCCACGAAACUCGAACUUUUGCACAAGGAGUUUAUGAAGAAGAAGGACCAGUUCAAGACGCAGGUCAAGGGCAGUAUCCUGGAUAAAUACGGCGGAAUCGAGCACUUGGACGCUCCUCCCAAGGAAUUGUUGCUGGCCCAGACUGAGGAUUAUGUGGAAUACUCGCGACAGGGGAAAAUCAUCAAGGGAGCAGAAGCACAGCAAGUGCGUUCCCGCUACGACGAAGACGCUCUCAUCAACAAUCACACGGCAGUUUGGGGCUCAUUCUGGAGAGACGGCCAGUGGGGCUACAAGUGUUGCCACUCCUUUGUCAAAAAUUCCUACUGUACGGGGGAAAAGGGCCAGUUGCUGGAAGCUGGCCUCGUCUCCGAUGCAGCAGCUGCUGCUGCCGCAGCUAUCCCACUUGCAAUCACUGCUCCUGAGCCAGUUGCGAGCACGUCAAAGGCCUCUGAAGAAGUAGACUCGGAAGACGAGAGAGAGAAGAAGGAGGCGAAGAGGAAGAAACGGGAGAAGAGGAAGCGGAAGAAGGAAGCUGCGAAGAAGCGGAAGGAGACGAAGAUAAGCAAGAAGAAGAAGAAGAAGAACGCCAAGACGGACAGUUCCUCCGAGUCUGAGUCCAGUUCUGAAAGUGAGGACGAAGAUGCGAAGAGAGAACGUCUUUUGAAGGAGGCAUUGGAAAACGAGGAACGAAUGCAGAAAGCAGCGGCAGAAUUGCUUUCAAAGGACGAACGGAAGCGACCUUACAAUUCCAUGUACAACGUGACGCAACCCACGGAUGAGCAAAUGGAAGCCUACUUCAUCAAACGUCUUCGAGACGAAGACCCGAUGGCGAAAUUUGUGUAAAACGCGGAAUUUUUGAAGCAAAACUCUAAACUCGACACGGAUUCACAUGAUUGUCAUUUUAUGUCGUCUUCGGAACAUGGAUGUGUGUUUUUUUGUAGGAAGA